CUAUUAUCAGUUCUCGAAUUGAGAUCGACUUCUCAAGGCAAAGCAAGGCAAGAACAAGACAAAUACUUCUCGUUAUUCUGGUGUCUUUUUGUCUUUCGGUCUGCUAUUUGACCUGUUUGACCUAAACCUGAUUUUUGCUCUCGAGAUCGCUAGUUACUAUCUCUUCACAAAUUGGAGGUUUGCAUUCUGUUAAGAAAAUGCCGUAUUUUGUUAGUAAAUUUGUUGGACUAUUUGUGGUUUGCUAUAUUACUCUUUAUCUUCGCGGGUUGAAAGAAAAUAUAACUGAAUCGCCUACUAUUAACAUAGAUAGAUUGACAGCUGUGAAAGAUGUCAGCGAUAAAUUCCUUAGUGUAGCUUUAGACACAGAACUUAUUCGAAAUGGACAAAUAUAUUGUAUUAAAUUGUGUCUUUUCUCAGGUCAAGCUCAUUCCUUCAUAAAACAUCUUUACUAACCCCUGCAUUUUUGCGAAUUGGUGGAAACAGCGCUGACAGAUUAUUAUUCGAUGAACAUGGUUUGCAAAGCAAUAAAGUUUCAAUAUCUGAUUCACCAAAAUCAGACCAAGGCCUUUAUGAUGAAUGCAAAACUGAUACUGAUAAUUUUACAAUGUCAGGAAGUUUAUGGACAAGUAUUAAUACAUUUUCUGAAGCAUCUAAACUUCAGAUAGUAUUUGAUCUGAAUGUUCUGCUAAGGAACCAUGAGAAAUGGGAUUCUUCAAAUGCAUUAGAUCUCCUUCAAUUUUCAAGUCAUUUUGAUCACAAUAUUGUGUGGCAGUUGGGAAAUGAGCCCAAUUCUUUUCGACAUAAAUUUGGAACGUAUGUCUCUCCGACUCAACUUGGAAUCGAUUUUCAAGAGCUACGUUCACUUUUUAACCAAUUCUCCCAAUUCAAGAACUCUAUGAUCAUUGGUCCAGAUGUUACAAGACCCCAUCAUGUGGGAGAAGACGCUAUUCAUUAUUUGAGAGAUUUUCUUCUUUCUGUGGGUAACACAACAAUAAAUGCUGUUACAUGGCAUCAAUACUACCUGAAUGGGAGAGAUGCAACACUUCAGGAUUUUAUUAAUCCCAGCACACUAAACGUUUUGAAAGAACAGAUUCUGGCUGUGAAUGAAGUCGUGGAUAAACAUUUACCUGGGAUUCCAGUAUGGCUUUCUGAAACUGGCUCAGCAUAUGGUGGGGGAGCGCCUGGUUUGUCGAACACCUAUGUAGCUGGUUUUCUUUGGUUGGAUAAAUUAGGAACGGCUGCUAGACAUGGAAUUGACGUAGUUGUUCGUCAGUCAUUGUAUGGUGGUUCUUAUGCUUUAUUGGACACUCAAACGCUUGAACCUUUACCAGACUGGUGGUUAUCAAUAAUAUACAAGAAACUAGUGGGCACAACAGUAUUAGAUUUGGAACAAUUUGUAAGCAGCAAUGGAAAUUUACGAAUAUAUGCUCAUUGUUCUUCUAAAGAAGAAAUGUUUUCUAAAGGGAGUAUUGUCACUUUAUUUGCACUGAAUCUUUUGAAUGUUACAUCUCAUUUUAAAUUAAAAAGCAACAGGUCAUUAAACUCAGCUCACAUUUCAGCUUACAUUCUCACUGGAUGUAAAACUCUCACAUCAAGGUAUAUUUGUCUCAAUGAAGACCCUCUGAUGCUUAAAUCUGAUGAAUCCUUGCCGUAUUUCAAGCCCUUUAACCAAAGUCUGCAUUCACCCAUUUACAUGCCGCCUCAUUCACUAGGAUUUUGGACCCUCCAUGGAGUAAAUGUGGAAGCCUGCAUUGCUGAUAAAUAUAAUGUUGUGGUAACAUAGAAAUUAUUCAAAUAUUUUUCUUGUCCAUUUGAAAUUAUAUUUAAAAUGUAAGGCAAAUGAAACAAAUUUAUAAUAAUUGUUUAAUGCAAUUAAAUACUAUAAUUCAAACA
This is a messenger RNA of Gryllus bimaculatus (two-spotted cricket), 1893 nucleotides long. Lineage: Eukaryota; Metazoa; Arthropoda; Insecta; Orthoptera; Gryllidae. The record is from the annotation of a GenBank genome assembly.